Ceutorhynchus assimilis (cabbage seed weevil) is the source of this 534-nucleotide messenger RNA. Lineage: Eukaryota; Metazoa; Arthropoda; Insecta; Coleoptera; Curculionidae. The record is from the annotation of a GenBank genome assembly.
AGAUGUUUUUCGUAGUUAGUAUCCAUUGGUCUUUCCAAAGACAUACAAACAAGUUGAUACACUCCUCACGCUCUGCAGUCAUAGGCCGCACUUGUCUGAAAAUGAAUUCAAUUUACAAAGUGUUAUUGUUAUUAGUAACUUUUUUGGCCAUUUUGUGCGUCCAAAGAUCUUCGUGCCAAGUAGACUGGGGUGGAAUUUGGCCACAAGCGAUACAAACAACAACCAUUGUAUCAACUACUAAUCAAGAUCCUGCUUCAAUUACCACAUUAGCAUUCCGAGCAUGCUUCGAUGCUUGUCAAACAGUACAACAUUACAAUCCAGUAUGUGGAAGUGACGGUAUAACGUACAAUAACCAGUUUCGGUUACAAUGUGCGCAAAGGUGUGGCAGACGAAUCCAGAGCGUUAAAUGGGGCACAUGCUCUCCGCUAUCAUAAAUAACCAACAAAAUCUGAUUAAAUUAAUUUAGUUUUCAUUUAUACAUAGUUUAAAAACAAACUCAAUAAACUAUUAUAGAACCAUUUUUUUUAUUUCCUU